Molecule: messenger RNA, 713 nt
Organism: Lepus europaeus (European hare)
Lineage: Eukaryota; Metazoa; Chordata; Mammalia; Lagomorpha; Leporidae
Product: small ribosomal subunit protein uS13-like
Exons: 3
Coding region: 220-678 (152 amino acids)
Biological process (GO): translation
Cellular component (GO): ribosome; small ribosomal subunit; cytosol
Molecular function (GO): RNA binding; structural constituent of ribosome
Source: RefSeq, a predicted model, not a curated record
GACCCAGAGAAAAGAGCAACAAUGCAAAAACUAACCUUGGCAAUACACGAUCUCAGGGCAAAGGUUGUUUUGUGUGGGUCAAAUACAGAAUGAGGAGCAGAAGUACAUAACCUUUCAGAUCUAAAAGACUACAAUUCUGGGAAUCUGGAGGUUGAACUGACGGAAGUUCCACAGUUAGGAGGCAAAUGAGGCCUGCUCGGCGCCGGUUCUGCCGCCACCAUGUCUCUAGUGAUCCCUGAGAAGUUCCAGCACAUUUUGCGAGUACUCAACACCAAUAUCGAUGGGCAGUGCAAAAUAGCCUUCGCCAUGACUACCAUUAAGGGUGUGGGACAAAGGUACGCCCAUGUGGUGCUGAGGAAAGCAGACAUUGACCUGACCAAGAGGGCAGGAGAGCUCACUGAGGACAAGGUGGAAUUGGUGAUCACCAUCAUGCAGAACCCGCGUCAGUACAAGAUCCCGGACUGGUUCUUGAACAGACAGAAAGACGUCAAGGACAGAAAGUACAGCCAGGUCCUGGCCAACGGUCUGGAUAACAAGCUCCGGGAGGAUCUGGAGUGGCUGAAGAAGAUCCACGCCCAUCGAGGGCUGCACCACUUCUGGGGCCUUCGCGUCCGAGGCCAGCACACCAAGACCAUGGGCUGCCGCGGCCGGACUGUGGGUGUGUCCAAGAAGAAAUGAGUCUGUGGGCUUUCUCUGUUAAUAAAUAGUUUCUA